CAUCACCAGGGAGGAGUUAGCAGUGAAGUUUAGCCUAGCAGGAAACACUGAAGCUACCGCAGCAGCAGCGGUGCAGGAACAAGGAGCGGUUCUUACUUUUUAAACCGGGACUCAGACCUGAUAUUUCAUCUGAUACUGUAUCUACUGAUUUGUGGGAGUACUCAUUUUGGAAGUGGUCGUGUUUUCCUGUUUGGACUUUGUAUGAGGAGACUGACUGAAAUACACUAACCGGAGCUCGGCUCGUCUCCAGCGGCUGUAACGAUUAACUGUGGACAUCAGCGGAGCGACGGCCGCUUCAAACCAGCGUGCGUCAGUGGGCCCGCAGGCUCCACACUGGUGCUGAGACAGGAUGAAGAGGUUCAGGAGACACGGCCAGGAGUCCCAAAGAGAUCGACUCAAACAGGAGCUGUUCCAGUUCAACAAGACGGUGGAGCAUGGAUUCCCCCACCAGCCCAGCGCUCUCUGCUACAGUCCCUCCCUGCAGGUGCUGGCCAUCGGCACCCGGUCCGGAGCCAUCAAACUGUAUGGGGCUCCAGGUGUGGAGUUCAUGGGUCUACAUGAUGAAAAUGCGGCUGUCACACAGGUCCACUUCCUCCCCCACCAGGUUGAACUGGUGACUCUGCUGGAUGAUAACAGUCUGCACAUGUGGACUUUAAAAGCCCACAAGGGACUCUCUGAGCUCCUGGAGAUAGGACGCUUCACACUCACUGGACCACCUGGAGCCCCUCCAAGUGUGACCAGAGUGACAGCGGUGCUGGCUCACUCCUCGGGGGAGCUGCUGCUGUUGGGGACAGAGGGAGGACACGUUUUUGUUGUUGAAGUGCCGGGGUUCAGAGAGCUGGAGGAGAGAAACAUCAGCCUGGACCAAGUCUCCAGCAGUGUACCAGAUGACUACAUCGGCAGGAGGAACCUGGAACACGUAGAAGCCCUGCAGGAGAACCCGAUCAACCCUAACCAGGUGGUGAUUGGCUACGGACGAGGCCUCAUGGUCAUCUGGGAUCUAGAGAAACAAUGUGCCAUCCAGCACAUCCCUGCCACACAGCAACUGGAGAGUGUGUGGUGGACGGAGGACGCAAGCUACAUCCUCAGCUCCCACAGUGACGGAAGUUACUGUCGAUGGAUGGUGGGAGCAGAGGACCUGAACGAGGAGGAGGAGAAGUCAGACAUUCCCUAUGGUCAUUUCCCCUGCAAGGCCAUUUCUAAAAUAGUUCAGCUUCCCACAGAAGACAGUCCUCCAUACCUGAUCUUCAGCGGUGGUAUGCCCAGGGCCAGCUACGGGGACAGACACUGUAUCACAGUGAUCCACGGGAAAACACACGUGGCUCUGGACUUCACCUCCAGGAUCAUCGACUUCUUCGUCAUCAGAGGCGGCCCACAGCACACAGAAGAUCCCAGUGCGCUGGUGGUGCUGGUGGAGGAGGAGCUGGUAGUGAUCGACCUGCAGACGGAGGGCUGGCCGGUCAUUCAGACGCCGUACCUUGUCCCUCUCCACAGCUCAGCCAUCACCUGCUCCCACCACGUCUCUGCCAUCCCCAUCAAGCUGUGGGAGAGGAUCAUCGCUGCGGGAGACCUGCAGAAGACACACUAUUCGAAACAGCCAUGGCCCAUCACAGGAGGACAGAACAUGGCCCCGGACCCUCCGCAGAGAGACCUAAUGCUCACAGGGCAUGAGGAUGGAACAGUGCGUUUCUGGGAUGCUUCGGGAGUCUGCCUUUAUCCUAUGUACAAGUUAAGCACAGCCGGAGUUUUCCACACGGACGCUGACCCCAAUGACAACAUGAACCAAGGAUCCGAGGGAGAGUGGCCGCCAUUCAGGAAGGUCGGCUGUUUUGACCCGUACAGUGAUGACCCGCGACUCGGCGUUCAGAAGAUCCACCUUUGUAAAUACAGCGGGUAUCUGACUGUGGCUGGUACAGCUGGACAGAUCCUGGUGCUGGAGCUGAAUGACGAGGCAGCAGACCAGGUAGUGGAGGCUAAAGUUGUGGACUUGCUGCAGGGCCAGGAGGGCUUCCGCUGGAAGGGCCACACUCGGUUGGAUGUGCGAGAGGAGCCGGUGCAGUUUCCUCCGGGCUUCCAGCCUUUCGCUCUGGUCCAGUGUCAGCCUCCCGCUGUGGUCACCGCCCUCACCCUGCACUCAGAGUGGAAGCUAGUCGCUUUUGGGACCAGUCACGGUUUUGGCCUCUAUGACUACCAACAGAAGAACAACGUCUUCGUCAAGUGCACCCUGAACCCCAGUGACCAGCUGGCCAUGGAGGGUCCUCUGUCCCGGGUGAAGAGCAUAAAGAAAUCUCUCCGCCAGUCGUUCAGGAGAAUCAGACGCAGCAGAGUCUCACUAAGGAAACACCACGUCAACAACGCCGCCAAGCUCCAGGAAGCGAAUGCUCGUCUGGAGGCGGAGCUGGCAGAGAUGGAGAUCGCCCCCGUCCAGAGAAAGAUCGAGGCCCGCUCUUCAGAUGACUCCUUCACUGGUCUCGUACGGACGCUCUACUUCGCUGACACCUUCCUCACAGACAGUUCACAUAACACACCCUCCCUAUGGGCGGGGACCAAUGGCGGUUGUGUGUUUGCGUACAUGCUCCGCCUUCCUCCUGUAGAGCACAGGGCAGAUGAACCGGUCACCGCACAGCCAGCUAAAGAGAUCCAGCUGAUGCACCGGGCGCCCGUCGUUGGUAUCGUGGUGAUGGACGGUCAUGGGGCUCCUCUCCCUGAGCCUCUGGAGGUGGCUCAUGACCUGGCUCGCUCGCCUGACAUGCAGGGCUCACACCACCUCCUCGUCAUAUCUGAGGAACAGUUUAAGGUGUUCACGCUGCCGAAGGUGAGCGCUAAGAUGAAGUUAAAGCUGACCGCUGUGGACGGCUCCAGAGUACGGAGGGUGGGCGUGUCCUGGUUCGGCAGCAGUAAAUCGGAGGAAUACGGCGAGAGCGGCUUGGUGGUUCUGACCAAUCAGGGUGACGUCCAUGUGGUAUCACUGCCGUCAAUCAAGUUGCAGGUCCAGUACCCCUGCAUCCGCCGAGAGGACGUCAGCGGCAUCGCCUCCUGUGUGUUCACCAAGCACGGCCAGGGCUUCUACUUAAUCUCUCCAUCUGAGUUUGAACGCUUCUCUCUGUCCACGCGCUUCCUGGUGGAGCCUCGCUGUCUGGUCGAACUUCCUCUUCAAUCAGGCUCUAAACGUAGGAUUCACUCUGACGGAGGAUCAUCAACUCACAGAAGCACCAGACUCGACAGUGAAGACGCAGAGAGUGCAGCUAGACGUGUUAUGGAGCAUGCUUUGCUGAAUGACGAGCAGGUACUUCAAGAGAUCCAGAAGUCACUAGAAGGAGACCAAACGUCUUUCCAGGAGAAUAAUGUGAACAGUGCUGUAGCUUGAGAGACAUCACUGGACAGCUGAGUCUGAAAGGACACGAUGAUGUAAUAACUGCAGUCCUGUAGCAGCUCUCGCCUCCUGCUCCGCUGACAAAACCACUACUGACCCCUGACCCCUCGCCUCAGUGACUGACCUCCCCUCUCUCAGCUCGCACAGAGACACCAAAGGGCUCCUGACAGUCGAGCUUUAGUGCACCAGUCUGCUGUUUGAAGGCUCACUCACGGUGCAGACAGAGGGCGGAGGAAGAGACACCACCUGUGCCUGAAGACCACGCGCUGUACACACACACCGCCACAGCACGGUCACAAUCAUUUAACCCAAAGCUACAUGAAGCACAUUCCUGACAUGAGACCAACGCCAAAAUCACCCAACCAGCAUCUCCAAACUGCCACCUGUUGAAGCUCUUUGAUAUCCUCCACACCUGCAUCCUGAAAGCCUUUUAUCACCACCAGCCUUUCACCAAGAAAUGGUUCGUCCAAUCAAAACUCUUCCCCCUGCUGUGCAGUCUCACAGGCCUUCAUCUCCCCACAUGGACAAACAGCUGGAAGGGAAUGUGGGGAAGGUUUGAAUAAUGUUGCUGAGAAGAUUUUGUAGCUUGAAUUUUCUGUAACUUGUGCCUGUUUUCUUUUUGAAUUUGAAGUAACCUCCGAGUCACACCAUGGAAGCACAUUUCUGCAGAGGGAAGAAAGAGUAGUAUAAUGUGAGGACUGACUGUGAUAGAAAUGUAUGUGAUGCCAAAAAAUACGAAACUGAGUCACACAGAGCAGGUUCAGGACAAAAAUCAUUUAAAUGAGGUCUGACUAUUUUCUUAUAAUUCUGACUUCAAUCUUUGAAUUCUGAGGAAGAAGUCUGAAUUCUAUGAAAAAGAAAUCCAAAUUUAGAGACAAAGUUUUUAAAAAGUGACAUUAAUGUUGGAACUCUGACUUUUUAAAUGGGACUUCUUUUUCCAAUGGCCAUAAUCCAAUUUUGGAGCCAUUUCAAGUCUGAAUUGUUUUUUUGUUUUUUUUUUUUUCAUAUUUUGACAUCUGUCUUAGACUCAGAAUUAAAUGAAAAUACAAAUUUUGACUUUUCUUUCUGAAUUCUAAGAUUUAAAUCAGGAUUUAGGUGUUUUUUUUCAAAAAUUAAUGUUAGUAUUCAGACAUUUUGUUCCAAAAUUAAGGUUUAAAAUUUGAUCCUUUUUUAUCAAUUUUUUUAGUAAAGUCGGACUUUAUAUUCUCAAAAUAGUCAGACCUCCGACCUUGAUUUUAUAGUUCUAUGAAAAAAGGUCAGAAUCCUGACUGCAGAUUUCAAUAUCAUCCCAACAAGUAGUGCCAUGUUUCGAGGUCUGAACUUUUUUAGUUAUUUUAACUUUAGUCUCAGAAUUCAAAGAAAAACAAGUCAGAAUGUGAAAAGAAGUUAAGACCGUAAACAACCUGAGGCUCUAAUCCUCAGCCUUAAAGUCUAAAUUAAGCAUUUUUAUUUUUGUAUUAAUUUUUUAAGGCUUUUUUUAAUAAAAAGUUGAGUUAAAUCUAAAUUUGAUGAGUCAGUCUCACAUGCCUGACUGACUAACUUGACUUUGGCUCAUAAUGUUCAUACUCUUGGUCUCUUUUGUAAAGUUAACUCAUCAUUUUUUAAAUCUCACCCUGACUUUUCACAAACCAAAGCUUGCCCAGGUGAAUAUGUAAUCAUUAUUUAUUCCUAACAUUUUGCAGAAAUGGGCUUCCUCAUGACUUCCUGAUGAACUGUUAAGGGAAAUAGUUUUCACUUUUGCCCCAGAAGAGAAAAGAAUAAUGUUUGUGGAACCACAAUGAGAACGUGUAUUUUCUUUAGUUGAUAUAAAUUGAUUAGUGAUAGCAUUACGAACUGUAUGAUACCCGUGUUCCUCUGCUCACUCAGCCCUGUCUCCUCCCGUCCGCUCUGAGACUCUAACCGGCCGUCGGUACUUCUCCACGAUGCUGUAACUUUUGGGGGGAAAGCUUUCUACGUGGUUUUGGUUUUUAAUUAUUUUUAUGUAAACCUUUUUUUUUUAUUCCAACAAUGAAUAAUGUAAUUUAGGAAUGUAAUUGUAAGCUACUUUAGUGAAAUGUGUUUAAUAUAUACAGUAUGUAUGUGACUCAGUCUGUACCUGUGGGCCUGUUGUAACGGGGUUGGCUGCUAACUUAGAUCAUAUUUUGGUACUGUGUCUCAGAAUGCUGGGUAUUUUAGCAUCAGCCUAGAAUAUAUUUUUGUAGUGAACUGAUCAAGAACCCUAAUUUUUUGUUUUUUGAUUUGUAACCUCACACUACAGUCCUUUUUGUGGAUAAAUAUUACAUGUUUUUUUCUGCAGAA
Messenger RNA from Notolabrus celidotus (New Zealand spotty), 5671 nucleotides. RefSeq names its product LLGL scribble cell polarity complex component 2 (gene llgl2). Gene Ontology annotation, molecular function: myosin II binding; GTPase activator activity. The coding region runs from base 350 to 3367 and encodes 1005 amino acids. Lineage: Eukaryota; Metazoa; Chordata; Actinopteri; Labriformes; Labridae. The record is from RefSeq and is a predicted model, not a curated record. Gene Ontology annotation, cellular component: cortical actin cytoskeleton; plasma membrane; cytoplasm. The transcript is spliced from 27 exons. Gene Ontology annotation, biological process: regulation of protein secretion; establishment of spindle orientation; cortical actin cytoskeleton organization.